Molecule: messenger RNA, 1130 nt
Organism: Coccinella septempunctata (seven-spotted ladybird)
Lineage: Eukaryota; Metazoa; Arthropoda; Insecta; Coleoptera; Coccinellidae
Exons: 2
Coding region: 399-1130 (243 amino acids)
Source: RefSeq, a predicted model, not a curated record
UGCGAUAACUGACAUAAGUAAUGGAAUCUGUUAACCUGUUAAAUACCUCUUAUAAAACAAUUCUGUUAUAUAUCAUAUCACAUUUGAACCUUAUAAAUAAAUUUUGUCGAAUAAAUAUUUCAUUGAAGCAAUAAAAAGAAAUAGAAAUUCUAUGGUCGAUGACAGCCUGCCAAUUCGAGCGUCACUGCGUCAUAUAGAUGGGAGAGUUUAUAAAAAAUAGUGUGUUGUUUGUAUGCCCUCAUUUUUCUCUGUUUCUGGAGCAGUUUGCUGUCGAGAAGUUUAGUAUAAUUAUUUGUUAUCGUUGAGUAUAAUACUUGAUCUAGACGAAUAACCAAUAAUACCAUAUAAAAACUACUGCUUCGAGUUGAAAAUAAGCAGAUUCUUACCCUAAUAACAGGAUGUUUAAAAUAGUUCAAACUCUUGAGAGGGGCAAGAAGGAAUUGACAAUAGUCCCUAGUGCCUGGGAAAUAAGUGGUGUUCUCUUUUGGCCGAAGAGCAGGGCAGAUAAAUUGAUAAAAAUUAAUUCUAUGCCAGAAAGCAACUGGUUCGAAAUGCCAUGUAUUCUCAAAAGAAGUAAUUUAGAUUUAGAGUCGGCUGAUAAGGAACUGGAGAAAAUGCUCAAUCAGUGUGAUACUGAAGAAGAUCAGAAUCAUGAAUAUUCAACAUCAGUAUCUAAAAAAAAAGCUCCAGUUCGUUUACCAAAAAGGUCUGAAAAUUCAUCAUUUUUCGAUGUAAAUGAUUUGGUAAUUCAAACAUGCAGUGCUCCUACUGAAAAACAAGAAACAUCUUCAGCAACAAGCAUUAUAAAUAACCUAAAUAAAUGUAACAAAAAUAAUAUUUACAUUCAGGAUUCCAGGAUACUCAAUCCUGAACCUGGAGAUUUCAUUACACUGGAUCAGGAAAGUUUAUGCAGCCCAAAUAUUGCAUUAGGAAAUAGUGUCGUAAUAGAUGAAAAUAAACUGAAUGAAGUUUUUGCUCAAUUGAACAUCGUGAAAGAAAAUCAAGAAAAAAUAAUGUAUUCAUUGGCACGAUUCGAAACCUUACUAGAUAUGGUGGUUUCAAGCAUAAAAAAAUCUCCAGCCAGCUCAAGUACUGAGAUAAAUACCCAUGAAAAAAUUAAAAAUGAUUAA